Homo sapiens (human) is the source of this 882-nucleotide messenger RNA. It is a transcript of the gene UBE2T, whose product is annotated as ubiquitin conjugating enzyme E2 T. Gene Ontology annotation, cellular component: nucleus. NCBI's taxonomy places the organism in Eukaryota, Metazoa, Chordata, Mammalia, Primates, Hominidae. The record is from RefSeq and is marked reviewed. The transcript is spliced from 7 exons. Bases 201 to 704 code for a protein of 167 amino acids. Gene Ontology annotation, molecular function: ubiquitin conjugating enzyme activity; ubiquitin-like protein transferase activity. Gene Ontology annotation, biological process: protein modification by small protein conjugation; protein ubiquitination.
GUUGGUCCGCGCGUUGCUGCGUUGUGAGGGGUGUCAGCUCAGUGCAUCCCAGGCAGCUCUUAGUGUGGAGCAGUGAACUGUGUGUGGUUCCUUCUACUUGGGGAUCAUGCAGAGAGCUUCACGUCUGAAGAGAGAGCUGCACAUGUUAGCCACAGAGCCACCCCCAGGCAUCACAUGUUGGCAAGAUAAAGACCAAAUGGAUGACCUGCGAGCUCGUAGAAAUAUUAGGUGGAGCCAACACACCUUAUGAGAAAGGUGUUUUUAAGCUAGAAGUUAUCAUUCCUGAGAGGUACCCAUUUGAACCUCCUCAGAUCCGAUUUCUCACUCCAAUUUAUCAUCCAAACAUUGAUUCUGCUGGAAGGAUUUGUCUGGAUGUUCUCAAAUUGCCACCAAAAGGUGCUUGGAGACCAUCCCUCAACAUCGCAACUGUGUUGACCUCUAUUCAGCUGCUCAUGUCAGAACCCAACCCUGAUGACCCGCUCAUGGCUGACAUAUCCUCAGAAUUUAAAUAUAAUAAGCCAGCCUUCCUCAAGAAUGCCAGACAGUGGACAGAGAAGCAUGCAAGACAGAAACAAAAGGCUGAUGAGGAAGAGAUGCUUGAUAAUCUACCAGAGGCUGGUGACUCCAGAGUACACAACUCAACACAGAAAAGGAAGGCCAGUCAGCUAGUAGGCAUAGAAAAGAAAUUUCAUCCUGAUGUUUAGGGGACUUGUCCUGGUUCAUCUUAGUUAAUGUGUUCUUUGCCAAGGUGAUCUAAGUUGCCUACCUUGAAUUUUUUUUUAAAUAUAUUUGAUGACAUAAUUUUUGUGUAGUUUAUUUAUCUUGUACAUAUGUAUUUUGAAAUCUUUUAAACCUGAAAAAUAAAUAGUCAUUUAAUGUUGA